CAAAAUUCAACAAACAAACAAACUUGUCCGUAUACAUAAUAAACCCACUGUCUCAUGUCAUUGAUCCCAACUUGAGACUUGAGAGGGGAAAUUUUCCUCUCUCUUUCUCUCUCUAGCAGUGACCACCGACUUCACUUGAGUGUCCUCACCGGUAUAAUGAUGGGUAGAGCUGUGGUUGUGUUGCUGUGGUGGUGGAUUUGGGCAGCAAAUGCAGAUUACACAAUAUACCAAGAUCCGAAGCAGGCAGUUGGGAGGAGAGUGAAGGACCUCUUAAGCAGGAUGAGUCUCCAAGAAAAGAUCGGCCAAAUGACGCAAAUCGACCGCCUCGUAGCAUCCGCCCAUGUUCUCAACAAGUACUACAUAGGCAGCGUGUUGAGCGGCGGAGGCAGCGUUCCGUCGCGCACGGCGUCGCCGGAGACUUGGGUGGACAUGGUCAACGCCUUCCAGAAGGGCUCGCUCUCGACUCGUCUCAAGAUACCCAUGAUUUAUGGGAUCGACGCCGUGCACGGCCACAACGCCGUUUACAGAGCCACCGUUUUCCCCCAUAACGUCGGCAUUGGAGCUACGAGUGAUCCACAACUGGUGAAGAGGAUUGGAGCGGCGACGGCCCUCGAAGUCAGAGCUACCGGCAUUCCUUAUGUUUUUGCACCAUGCGUUGCGGUUUGCAGAGAUCCGAGAUGGGGACGAUGUUUCGAGAGUUACAGUGAAGAUCCCAAGGUAGUUCGAGAGAUGACACAGAUCAUUCCUGGAUUGCAAGGACAGAUACCUCCCAAUUCUCCUAAGGGUGUUCCCUUUGUCGCUGGGCAGCAGAAAGUGGUGGCUUGUGCAAAGCACUACGUCGGCGACGGUGGAACGACGAGGGGGAUAAACGAGAACAACACGGUGGCGAGCAGGCACGACCUACUGAGCAUUCACAUGGCUCCCUACUACAGCGCCGUCAUCAAAGGCGUCGGCUCCAUCAUGAUCUCCUACACCAGCUGGAAUGGCGUCAAGAUGCAUGCCAACCGCGAUCUCAUCACCGGCUUCCUCAAAAACACUCUGCGUUUUAGAGGAUUUGUCAUCUCGGACUGGCAAGGAAUCGACAGAAUCACUUCGCCGCCGCAUCUCAACUACACGUAUUCCAUCUUGGCCGGUGUUGGCGCUGGAAUCGACAUGAUCAUGGUUCCAUACGAUUACAAAGAAUUCAUCGAUGGCCUUACCUCCUUGGUGAAAAGGAAAUUCAUACCCAUGAGCCGGAUCGACGAUGCAGUGGCGAGGAUUCUAAGAGUUAAGUUCACCAUGGGCCUGUUUGAACACCCUUUGGCCGAUUACAGCAUGGCCAAGUACCUGGGGAGUCAGGAACAUAGGGAGCUGGCAAGGGAAGCUGUAAGAAAAUCUCUCGUCCUUCUCAAGAAUGGUGAGUCUGCAGAUGAGCCAUUGAUCCCACUUCCUAAGAAGGCAGCAAAGAUCCUUGUAGCCGGGACCCACGCCGAUAACAUCGGCUAUCAGUGUGGUGGCUGGACGAUCGAGUGGCAGGGCCUCUCUGGCAACAUCACAGCCGGCACCACGAUCUUGUCUGCAAUCAAGAACACAGUGAGCCCCAAAACAAGAGUUGUGUUUAAAGAGAAUCCGGAUUCUGCAUAUGUGAAGGCGAACAAGUUCUCGUACGCCAUUGUUGUAGUUGGGGAGCCACCGUAUGCAGAGACAUUUGGAGACAGCACCAAUCUGACUCUUCCUGAUCCGGGGCCGAGUAUCAUCAUGAACGUGUGCGCCUCCGUGAGAUGCGUCGUGGUUCUGGUGACCGGGCGCCCCGUCGUGAUCCAGCCGUAUCUUGAUCAUAUGGAUGCUCUUGUGGCCGCUUGGCUUCCCGGAACGGAGGGCCAAGGUGUUGCAGAUGUUCUGUUUGGGGACUAUGGUUUCUCCGGCAAGCUCUCUCGUACGUGGUUCAAGACUGUCGAUCAGCUUCCGAUGAAUGUCGGUGACCGCCAUUACGAUCCGUUGUUCCCUUUUGGGUAUGGACUCACCACACAUCCUGCAAAGGCUAAAUAAACUCUGUGAGAACAUGUAGAUUUUGUUGCCCACUUCCAUUUUUAUCCAGUAGUGAUGAAAUGGAUAAAAAUAAAUAAAGAUUGCCUUGAUUUUUGUCUUUCAA
Salvia miltiorrhiza (redroot sage) is the source of this 2131-nucleotide messenger RNA. RefSeq lists its product as uncharacterized. The coding region runs from base 157 to 2028 and encodes 623 amino acids. The record is from RefSeq and is a predicted model, not a curated record. The transcript has 8 exons. NCBI's taxonomy places the organism in Eukaryota, Viridiplantae, Streptophyta, Magnoliopsida, Lamiales, Lamiaceae. Gene Ontology annotation, biological process: glucan catabolic process. Gene Ontology annotation, molecular function: beta-glucosidase activity.